Haemonchus placei is the source of this 438-nucleotide messenger RNA. The record is from the annotation of a GenBank genome assembly. NCBI's taxonomy places the organism in Eukaryota, Metazoa, Nematoda, Chromadorea, Rhabditida, Trichostrongylidae.
AUGGUUUGGGGAAGAUGUACUACAUCUGAUGACGCGGAUCUGGGGGUGAAAAGUAAGUCAACAGUCUCCACAUCGUCCAUUUAUGAGCCAGCACAUGGUGGAGCACAUCUCGUGACCAAUCCAAUGUUUACGAUAGAAUUCCCUCGAUUCGGUCACAAACGAUGGAAGAGAGUUACCAUAUCAAAUGUAUCCCAGGAGAAUAUUAUUUGGUCCCUUCGGACCAAUAUGGGCGACAGUCUCUUGGCAAGACCUACUGCUGGCGUGUUGAAAGCUGGUGAGCACGGCUAUGUGAAGGUCUACAUCACCGACAUGUGUGAUCUCAAUGGAAAAGUUGUGUUUUCAUAUGGUUUUGUGGAUGAAUCAGUGGAAAAAUUCGAAAGAAAACUGUACAUGAACUCAGAACGAAUCAGUCACACGCUCAAUGUCCUAUUCCAUUGA